Messenger RNA from Ctenopharyngodon idella (grass carp), 2181 nucleotides. It is a transcript of the gene tpbg, whose product is annotated as trophoblast glycoprotein b. The transcript is spliced from 2 exons. Gene Ontology annotation, molecular function: protein binding. Gene Ontology annotation, biological process: negative regulation of canonical Wnt signaling pathway. The coding region runs from base 455 to 1600 and encodes 381 amino acids. The record is from RefSeq and is a predicted model, not a curated record. Gene Ontology annotation, cellular component: plasma membrane. NCBI's taxonomy places the organism in Eukaryota, Metazoa, Chordata, Actinopteri, Cypriniformes, Xenocyprididae.
UGACGCCCCCUGUAUGCGUAUAAUGGUACAGUCCGGUGAAUAGCGCUCAGUGUAGAUUCAGGGAGCGGCGGGGGAGAAUCAUUUACAGCGAGAAGAGCGGCGGGACAGAUAUGCCGAGCCCCGAUUAUUUCCCAAGAAACACGGCAAAAACCACGUUUAUAGGAUUCGCUCGUAGGAUUGGGCAGUACUUUUGGUGAAACUCAUGAAAAGAAACAUUUGGAACUUGGUAAAGAAGAGACGAUAUAAACGUGCGGUUUUGAUGCACAAUAAAUAAACGCCUCUUUGCUCUUUUGCUUUCUACUGCAACUGAGGAGUUAAGGAGCUCAUCUUGAACGAAAGAACAAAGAAAGAUGUGAGACUUUACGUGAAACAGUCGUUUGAGAAGCGCGAGCGCGUUCCUUUAAUCUCUGUGGAGAGAAUUACUUUCCCGCCGUUUGAUUUAUAUCGCUUCAAAAUGUCCUAUGUUGGAUUAUUGCGUUUGCUUCAACUUCAGAGAAAACAAAAGAGCAUGUGUAACCUGACUCUCUGUUUUUUACUCGUCCUGACGUGUUCCAGCUCAUCUUUAUCGUUAUGUCCUGCCCAUUGCUCGUGCGAAAGCACAGUUGUGAACUGUGUUAGCCAAAACUUGAGCUCCAUCCCACAGCCCCUUCCAGAAAACGUCACCACACUUAACCUCAGUGGAAACAAUAUAAGGAAUCUGAACAAUGAAUCUUUCCCUAGGACUUUGGAACAUUUAACACACCUUUAUGUGUCUGGAAGCCAAGUGGAGAAUUUGGACUCCAUGGUGUUUAAAAACUUGCCAAAUCUGCAUUUACUUGACCUCAGCAACAACAGGAUUUCUGAGUUUAACAUCGAGGCUUUACCUCAAGACAACAAGAUUGAGGUUCUAAACCUCAGUAAAUCCUUAUUCAAUCACUCCUACAUAGGUGUGUUUGCAGAUCUUUUCAGACGCAGCCUACCUAAGGUUUCCCAUCUUGAUUUGUCCAAUAAUGAUCUAAUGUUCCUUCCAGAGGACAUAUUCACAGAUUUGUCAAACCUAACUGUUUUGGAUAUGAGGAACAACACCCUUGUUUCAUUCGCUAAUGAAACGUUUUGGAAUCGGGCACUUAAAGAGUUGGACUUAAGAGACAACGCGUUGAAAGUCCUGCCAAACAUGACCCUGGCGGGGCUCAGUUUGAUCCCUGAUUUGCGCGUCAGUCUUGCAGGAAACCCCUGGCGCUGUGAUUGCGACAUUGAGGACAUGUUGAUUUGGUUGGAGAGAUAUGACUUUGUGGUGGACAGAUUAAACCUGACCUGUUCUGACCCAACAGAACUGAAAAAUGCCACACUUUUACACCUAGAACAUUCACAGCUCCCGUGCUGGAGCAACGCUGAAGAUGUGGAGCGGGCUCUGGAGCCCUCGUAUGUGUUUUUGGGGAUGGUUCUUGCCCUCAUUGGGGUCAUUUUCCUUCUGGUCCUUUACCUUAACAGGAAAGGGAUCAAGAAGUGGAUGUACAAUAUCCGUGACGCGUGCAGAGAUCAUAUGGAGGGAUACCAUUACAGAUACGAGAUCAACUCAGACCCACGGCUAGCCAGCCUCAGCCUCAACUCCGAUGUGUGACGAGACGCGUUUGGAAACCUGGCUUGCACAACUGGCACGCAAUGAUCUGACUCUAGCUUUGCAUGAAUACAUAUAACUGUAGAGGUUUGCUGUGACAUGCAUCCUUUUCUGUCAGAUAGGACAGUAACUGGAUUCUGCCAGGAUCAACCCUGUUAUGCUCGCCUUCAGCUCAUUCAAAUAUGCUGGUGUGUUGCUAUAAUGUUGUCCAGUGAUGCAUGAAUCAAGAACAUCAAGUACGUACAUUUAGAAUUCAUUUUCCCAGUUUUUUUUUUAUACAAUGUAUGGGACUGUGGAUAGGUUUGUCUUUUCUGAUGAAAUCCGAAAUUCUGAUUACAGAGUAACCGUUUCUCUUGCAAAAUGCCUGAACAAACUGAUUGUUUAAUGUUAUUUUUAUAGCUUAUUUCGUUUCUUCUGCAAAAAUACUGCCAUGCAUGUAUCUAAGUAUUUUUUCAUUGAUGUAAAAUUAUGGCAAUAUCCACUUUUUUAUGAUGAGAUAUUUGGUUUUAUAUUUACAUUUAUUGACUGCUCAUAGAUCAACUCUUUUCUUGGGAUGCCCUGUUGAAUUAAAGGUCUUGCACUGA